Durio zibethinus is the source of this 1228-nucleotide messenger RNA. The record is from RefSeq and is a predicted model, not a curated record. NCBI's taxonomy places the organism in Eukaryota, Viridiplantae, Streptophyta, Magnoliopsida, Malvales, Malvaceae.
UGGUGCAUCUUAGGGUUUAUUUUUGAAGUGGGAGAGAAAAUGAGGAGAGAAAGGCUUGAGUUGGUUUUCCCACUGUUAGCUCUUGCACUGAGCUUGUGCACGGUGGAUGUCGAGGCCGCGACGUCGUUGCAGCCGCCGGUGAAGCUGGUUUGGCAUUACUAUAGGAUGCAUAAUAGGUGUCGUGAAGCAGAAGUUUAUGUCCGGCACGAAGUAGAGUUGUUCUAUAAAAAAGAUAAAACUAUUGCACCUAAGCUUGUUCAUUUAUUAUAUUCGGAUUCUUUCGUAACUGGGUGUGAUGGUUCAAUCCUCCUAGAUGGCCCUAAUUCAGAGAAGACUGCACCGCAGAACAUGGGACUGGGAGGGUUCGUAUAUAUCGACAAGAUUAAAACCGUUCUUGAAGAUAGGUGCCCUGGGGUCGUUUCUUGUGCUGACAUUCUCAACCUUGCUGCUCGAGAUGCUGUUCACUUGGCAGGAGCACCAUCUUACCCUGUAUACACGGGGCGAAAGGAUGGUAUGACAUCUACCGCAGCAUCCGUUGAUCUCCCUUCACCAUCCAUCUCGUGGGAAGCUGCCCUAGCAUAUUUCACAUCAAGAGGCUUGGACGUGUUGGAUAUGACAACGCUUCUAGGAGCACAUUCCAUGGGGAAAACACACUGUAGCUUCAUUGAGGAUCGGCUGUACAAUUUCAAUAAUACAGGAAAGCCAGACCCAAGCAUGAAGGCAUCAUUCUUGGCAGAUAUGAGAAAGCAAUGUCCACCGCGAUUAAAAAAGGACCAAAGCAACCCGAUGGUAUUUCUAAACCCAGCAUCUGGAUCCAAAUGUAAUUUCACCAACUCCUACUACUCCAGAGUGUUAACCAAUGAAGCUGUCCUUGGAGUUGAUCAGCAGCUACUCUUUGGCAAUGAUACUAAGCAAAUCACCCAAGAAUUUGCCUCUGGCUUUGAAGAUUGGAGGAGAUCAUUUGCUCUUUCCAUGAGUCGAAUGGGAAAUAUCAAAGUUCUAACUGGAAAGGAUGGCGAAAUACGCAAAAAUUGCAGAUUUACAAAUAAAAACUAUCCUAGUAAAAACUAGGAGAGUCACUCUGCUGGGGGAGGAAUGAUUCAUAAUCAUAAAAACUAUAGGGAUGAUUGUUAUUGAAAUGCCAAAUGUCUUGGAUUAAGGUACAGCAGAAUAUCAAUAAAAAAACAUAAUGGAGAACUCUUUUCUCUCCAAAAAUAAGUUGUAUAAU